UGGCUACCAGUGCUUCUUUUUGAGUUUUCUCUGAGAUUAGAACCAGUAAGUAGUACCAUUUGUUACAGAUGUUUCUAUUGCAUUGAGGCAAGCCUUGACAAUUUCUGUAAUCUAUGUCAUCCUGUCUCAUACUGUCCCAUCUCAUAGUUGUCCUCUCUCUGCAGUGCUCUAUGCCCAGGUCUCUGUGGCUGGGCUGCUCCAGCCUGGCGGACAGCAUGCCUUCGCUGCGAUGCCUGUAUAACCCAGGGACUGGCGCACUCACAGCUUUCCAGAAUUCCUCAGAGAGAGAAGACUGUAAUAAUGGCGAACCCCCUAGGAAGAUAAUACCAGAGAAGAAUUCACUUAGACAGACUUACAAUAGCUGUGCCAGACUCUGCUUAAACCAAGAAACAGUAUGUCUCGCAAGCACCGCUAUGAAGACUGAAAAUUGUGUGGCCAAGACAAAACUUGCCAAUGGCACUUCCAGUAUGAUUGUACCCAAGCAGCGGAAACUCUCAGCAAGCUAUGAGAAGGAAAAGGAACUUUGUGUAAAGUAUUUUGAGCAGUGGUCAGAGUCCGAUCAAGUGGAAUUUGUGGAACAUCUUAUAUCCCAAAUGUGUCACUACCAACAUGGGCACAUAAACUCGUAUCUGAAACCUAUGUUGCAAAGAGAUUUUAUAACUGCUUUGCCAGCUCGGGGUUUGGAUCAUAUUGCUGAGAAUAUUCUGUCAUACCUGGAUGCCAAAUCAUUAUGUGCUGCUGAACUUGUGUGCAAGGAGUGGUACCGAGUGACAUCUGACGGCAUGUUAUGGAAGAAACUCAUCGAGAGAAUGGUCCGGACAGAUUCGCUGUGGAGAGGCCUGGCAGAACGGAGAGGGUGGGGACAGUAUUUAUUCAAAAACAAGCCUCCCGAUGGAAACGCGCCUCCCAACUCUUUUUACAGAGCACUUUAUCCUAAAAUUAUACAAGACAUUGAGACAAUAGAAUCUAAUUGGAGAUGUGGAAGACAUAGUUUACAGAGAAUUCACUGCCGGAGUGAAACAAGCAAAGGAGUUUACUGUUUACAGUAUGAUGAUCAGAAAAUAGUAAGCGGCCUUCGAGACAACACAAUCAAGAUAUGGGAUAAAAGCACACUGGAAUGCAAACGAAUUCUCACGGGCCACACUGGUUCCGUCCUGUGUCUCCAGUAUGACGAGAGGGUGAUCAUAACUGGGUCAUCGGAUUCCACAGUCAGAGUGUGGGAUGUGAAUACAGGCGAGAUGCUCAACACACUGAUUCACCAUUGUGAAGCUGUGCUGCACUUGCGUUUCAAUAACGGCAUGAUGGUGACCUGCUCCAAAGAUCGCUCCAUCGCUGUGUGGGACAUGGCAUCCCCAACGGACAUCACCCUCCGGAGGGUGCUGGUUGGGCACCGAGCUGCUGUCAAUGUUGUUGAUUUUGAUGACAAGUACAUUGUUUCUGCAUCAGGGGACAGAACUAUAAAGGUGUGGAACACAAGUACCUGUGAAUUUGUGAGGACUUUAAAUGGACACAAACGAGGCAUCGCCUGUUUGCAGUACAGAGACCGGCUGGUGGUGAGCGGCUCAUCUGACAACACUAUCAGAUUGUGGGAUAUAGAAUGCGGUGCGUGUCUGCGGGUGUUGGAAGGCCACGAGGAACUGGUGCGCUGUAUUCGCUUUGAUAACAAGAGAAUAGUCAGCGGGGCCUAUGAUGGAAAAAUUAAAGUGUGGGAUCUGGUAGCUGCUUUAGACCCCCGAGCUCCUGCAGGAACGCUUUGUCUGCGGACCCUUGUGGAGCAUUCUGGAAGAGUCUUCCGACUCCAGUUUGAUGAAUUCCAGAUUGUCAGUAGUUCACAUGAUGACACGAUCCUCAUCUGGGACUUCCUAAACGAUCCAGCUGCCCAAGCAGAACCACCUCGUUCCCCUUCUCGAACAUACACCUACAUCUCCAGAUAAAUAUGCAUACACUGACCUCGUACUUACCCAGGAUUCAUUAAAGUUGCGGUAUUUAACAUAUCUGCCAAUACCAGGACGAGCGACAACAGUAAAAUCAAACUAUUACCCAGUUUCCCGGACUAGCCGAGAGUGGGGCAGUGAGGCUGCUGCUGGGACACAGCUGGUCUGCAGUCGGCCCAGGACAGACUCCUCAGCGCGGCCACCUGCUUCAAUGCUGCUAUUGGAAGACGUUUUUCAUUUGUGAAUGAACUUUUCAACCUCCCGCCCCUCCUCCUUUACCCUGCACCUGUGGUGGUUUUUUUUUUUUUUUUUUCAUUUGGUUCCAGACAAAGAUGACUUAUAAAUAUAUUUAGUGUUUUGCCAGAAUCUCUCUUGCUUUGCCAUUAAGCAGAACUAAUUGCCCUAUAUAACCUAUUGGGAGUGACACAUUUCCUAGGGACUUGGGGGUGCAGGCAGACAGCACCCAGUGCCUCCCAGUUAACAGUGCAGCCCAGCCCCACAGCUCUGAGGACAUGGAGCUCUGGGUGUAGCCUCCAGGCAAAUAGAAGACAAGAAUGCAUACACUGGAAGAUCGGGGCCUGCAGCCUCCCUUCUCUUUCUCCACUUCUGUCCCUCCUCGCUUCUCCCCACCACCUCUAGCACUUUCCACCUGUUCCUCUCCAUCCAAGAAGAGAGUGUGUGAAGUGUCCUCGGCUGGAAGGCACCCACUCACCUAGAAAACGCCGCUGCUGCAAGAGCUCGGGGCUCACACUUGGCAAUGUAGACGUUGCUGCAGGUGACCCUGCGCUGGCUCUGGAUUCUCCUCCGAGAUGCUAUUGCUAUCUUUGCAACUCUCUUCUCUUCUUUCCUCAACCCAAAAAGGAGGGGGCCUAAGGGCCAGCACUUGCUGGGCUUCAUCAAUGGCUGCAUCUUUCUGGACUCAGCAGUCUCCUCGAUUCCAUGUAGAGUGUGGAAAGGAGAUGCUGAUUGCAUUUCCUCUCAUUACCAAUUAGAUGUGUAAUAAAAAGUGUUGUGCUUCAUCUUAAAUCACUGGUAAGGCUCAGCCCACAGAAAGGUCUGAAAUGACUAGAGCCAGGCGUUCAGUGCAUCUUGCACAUUGGUUCCCAUCUCUGAUUGCCUCAUCACACCUUAUGAGCAUCCAGGCCCCCGAUUUUGGUGGAUUCACUGAAGAGAUGGUCAGAAGUAAAAGCUGGCUUCUUGGGCAUUUAGGCCAAUAAAUAUCAUCUCUAAAAAUGAAUGUGACCUGCACCUUGCUCUGUAGAGCCUGCCUUCUGCUUCUCCCAAGCCUGGUGUUUGCAAAAGGGCAGAGCUGGCAGAGAGAGGAUCAGGGUGAAGUUUGGCAUACAGGGUUUAUUGAUGAGACAGAAGCUGCCUUCUCCUUCGUUUCUCCUUUUUCCUGGCCUUAACUUGUUCUCUGCUUUCCCCAGCCCGUAAUAUCUCUGGCCAUCUGAACAACAUAAAUAAAUGUACCCAGCAAGGGCCAGGCUGACCUGGCCAAGGCAGCUUAUGGGUGGUGUGGCCACACCUGUCAGAGGCUCAGAGAUCACAGGGCAGUCUUGAGUUUCCUUUGAAAAUUGGGCUGUGAGGCCCAUUAUUCCCAUUCUUCAUGUAGUUGAGUUUAAGAAAGCUAUGUUUUAGCCAGCUGGUGUAAAACAGCAAAAGCAAGAGCCAAUUCCAAGCAGCCUACAACCAGGCACCGUUUAGUUUCAAGAGGGAGGAGGAAAGAAGCAUCUUAACUCUCCUCUCUGAUUUGUAGAGAGGUAUCUUUCCAGACUGGAUUUUGUUACCGUGUAGUGACAGGUCAUGCACAUGUGGGUUUUUUGUUUUGGUUAGGUUAGGUUUGGUUUGUUUUUGUUUUUAUUUUGGCGAUGUUUUUGUUGUUGUUUGCUUUUGUUUUGUUUUCUGAUUUAUGAAGACUUUGAGUUUAUAGAUCUAAGUUCUCUUCAGAAAGUGUUUCCCGGUAAUGAAAGCUGUUGUCUGGAAAAUAUGUUCUCAAUCUUAAUUCCCUUUCCAGCUAGCCAAAUGCUGCGGAGAAUUGUUUCUGCUUAGCCACAGACAGGGUUCUUGCAUGUUAUUUUGACUCUUCAUGGCAUUUUGAUUAGCUAAGCAUUCUGCUACAGCUGAAGGUAAGAGGACCCUCAGACCCAGAAAACACAAAGGCUAGGCAUUCAAGAGGGAUGGUUCUUAGGCCGUUUGAAAAUAGUCAGUAGCCAUAACUUCACUAGCCUGUGUUAACGCGCUGUGCUGGAAAGUGAAUACGCAGAGAUGGCCAUUGUUGUCCUGGACUAUGCCCUGCCCUUUGGGUUCAAGUGCAGAGGCCAGAGGCUCUAACUGUUGUGUGGCUGACACACGCGCCCCAGGUGGACCCUGCAGGCAUGGACCCUUCAGCUCAGUUGCAGUUAUUCUCAAAUUGUCUUCUCUGACACUGAAGGGAAUAGGAGUGAAGUGAAGUAGUCUGAAAAAGACUUCUCAGCUCUGAGGGUCAUUUACCAGUUCAUUGUAGAAGAAAUAAUCAGGUAAGUAGAAGUUCAUUUCCAGAGAAGGUAAACCCCACUUACUAUCUCUGCAUGAUUUCAGGGGGAAUUGAUUAUCACUAAUCCCCAACUGGGCAAGAAUAAAUUGCAAAGUUUGACCUUUUUAAAAAGAAAGUGAAACAAAGAGAGUCUCAAAACAUUCAGAGAAAUGGUCAGAAAGGAGCCAGAGAACCCUUGGCUCUGAAGUGAAAAUGUCCCGGUUGGAGAUUAAUUUCUCUUCAGUAGAUCCUGAAAAUGGCCUUUGCUGAGGUUGGGCAGGGCCCCUUGCAAAGGCAGGUGCACCUGUGAGGAGCAUGAUGUGCCUGCCAACUUCCCCCUGGGGCUGCUUGGGCACUGACAGCAUCCCUGCUUCACCUGUGUAUGUCACUGCUAAGCAUAUUCUCUUACCUUCUCUGUGCAGUUUGCAAGUGGACAUGAAUUAUGAAUGGGAGAGCUUUACCCUUUCCCUUGGUGAAUUUAAGAUGUUUCCUAAUUUCAGAAACAGGGACACUCUUUGGAGUUUUCUUUUGACAAAUCAUAAAUGUAACCUUCAUUACUUGUUUCUUAGUUAGAAAAGACACUGA
Molecule: messenger RNA, 5031 nt
Organism: Ochotona curzoniae (black-lipped pika)
Lineage: Eukaryota; Metazoa; Chordata; Mammalia; Lagomorpha; Ochotonidae
Gene: BTRC
Product: beta-transducin repeat containing E3 ubiquitin protein ligase
Exons: 14
Coding region: 114-1934 (606 amino acids)
Molecular function (GO): protein dimerization activity
Source: RefSeq, a predicted model, not a curated record